UGGCUUGGUUAAGAGUAUGGCUGAUCCGUUGCAUGCCGAUUGACUUGGGAACAACAAAGAAUGCUUCGUUCGUUAGUGAUGCUUUUGGUCAGCUCCAGAAGUUUCCCUCGAGAGUUAAGGCCUUGGACAUUGAGUGUUGA
This is a messenger RNA of Acaulospora morrowiae, 140 nucleotides long. The record is from the annotation of a GenBank genome assembly. Lineage: Eukaryota; Fungi; Glomeromycota; Glomeromycetes; Diversisporales; Acaulosporaceae.